UUAAGUGAAAACUGUGAUCACGAAUCAAUAAAAUAUUAUACGCAAUGUACAUAAAGUUUAUUAUUUUUACGUUAAGUGUGUUUGUAUUCAGCGUAACUGCAUUUUUACCACGAAAUAAUCGUGGACGAAAAAAUUUAACAGAAGUUAAUGAAAAUGUAUAUUUAGUAUUUUACAAUGGUGAAACAGUUGAUCAAUAUGAAAGUAUACAACUAUCAGAUAUUGAAUCAUUAUUGAAAAAUAAAGAUUUUGAUGCGAAACAUAAGAAAACAGUAUUCUACACACCUGGUUUUGUGGAACCAGUUAAUGCAAGCACAACGGUAGCGGUAUUAUCCAGUUAUUUGGAUACAAAACAGUAUAAUGUCAUACAAGUAAAUUGGACAAAAUAUUCAAUGGCUGGUAAAUAUUUACAGGAAGCUGUACCAAGUACUUAUGCGGUUGGACAAGCGGUAGCUCUUGGCAUUGAAAAAUUACUAGGAACAGGUGUUCUAGAUAGAAAUACGAUUACUAUUGUGGGACAUUCGUUGGGUGCACAAAUUAGUGGAACAAUUGCAAGAAAUUUGAAACAACCAAUUCCGUUAGUAGUUGGAUUAGAUCCAGCCGGGCCGGGUUACGGUGAAGCAUCAGAACAUCUGCGCAAAGGCGACGCACAAUAUGUAUUAGUAAUUCAUACGGAUGUUGGCGUUUAUGGAACUAGAUACAAUGAUGGAGAUUUGGAUUUACAUAUGAAUAGUGGUAUUCGACCACAACCAGAAUGCACUAUAUUAUCGAUACCGUUUUCACUAACAGAAGCAGAUACAUGUAGCCAUCAAAAAUCGACUUUCUUUUGGGCAAAUAUAGUUCGAUAUCCUGGUAUAUUUAAAGCAAUUGAUUGUGAUAGUGCACAAUUUUUAAGAAUUAAAAAAUGUGAUAAAUCAAAACCGAUAACCAUUAGUCAAGAUAUGCAAGGGAUCACUGGAGUUUAUUAUUUACGUACAGGCAAAAAGCAUCCAUACGGACUGGGAUUAGAGGGUAUCUAAGAUGUAAUAAAAAAAAUGUAUUAAAAUU
This is a messenger RNA of Chrysoperla carnea, 1044 nucleotides long. Its product is annotated as phospholipase A1 VesT1.02-like. Lineage: Eukaryota; Metazoa; Arthropoda; Insecta; Neuroptera; Chrysopidae. Gene Ontology annotation, molecular function: lipase activity. The coding region runs from base 45 to 1016 and encodes 323 amino acids. The record is from RefSeq and is a predicted model, not a curated record. The transcript is spliced from 6 exons.